Messenger RNA from Kockovaella imperatae, 2337 nucleotides. Its product is annotated as MCM2/3/5 family-domain-containing protein. Gene Ontology annotation, cellular component: nucleus; MCM complex. Bases 74 to 2266 code for a protein of 730 amino acids. Gene Ontology annotation, molecular function: single-stranded DNA binding; ATP binding; DNA replication origin binding. Lineage: Eukaryota; Fungi; Basidiomycota; Tremellomycetes; Tremellales; Cuniculitremaceae. Gene Ontology annotation, biological process: DNA replication; DNA replication initiation; double-strand break repair via break-induced replication. The record is from RefSeq and is a predicted model, not a curated record. The transcript has 16 exons.
UCUCUCUCUCUCAUCUCUAUCCUCUCACUCAUUCACACCAUCUUCCGUGGCAUAGGCUGGUAGUAUAGUCAACAUGUCCGGCUUCGAUCCAUCUCGCGUCUACAGCAUCUCGGUGCUACCUGGGGAAUCCCAUCCCGAGUCCCCGAGUGCCAUUGAAGAUCAAUUCUACCAAUUCUUAUCCGGAUACAGGGUCGGAGGCGAAUUUAUCUAUCGAGACAGGCUCAGAUCGAGUCUGUUGAUGCACCAUCACUCUCUCGAAGUGGAUCUAGGAGAUCUGGGAGCAUGGAACGAAGAAUUAGGUCAGAAAGUCCAAGGACAGCCUGGCGAAGUCAUCCCAUUGCUUGAAUCUGCCCUGACGCGGCUCGCUCGUGCUCUGCUCCAUCCGACGGCGAAUGAAGCUGAGUUAAGCAGGACGGCUGCAGAGUCUGUCCCAGCGAUGCAGGUCGUCUUGAAGAGUGGGAUGAACUUGUUGCAAUUCAGGGAUCUCACCGCCAAUACACUCACCACCCUCGUCCGACUCCCUGGUAUCGUCAUCAACGCCUCUCAAAUCUCGUCCAGGGCUACCGAAUUGCACUUGCAAUGUAAAGGGUGCAGAAGUGUCCAAAUCGUCAAGGUUCCAAGUACACUUGGUGGUGAAAAGGCGGCGUUGCCACGGAGAUGCAUGGUGCCCGCGCCUGAAGGACAGAAGAAGGACUGUCCCCUUGACCCUUUCAUCAUCCUCCAUGAUCGAUCUACAUUCUGUGAUCAACAGACGAUCAAAUUGCAAGAAGCGCCAGAUAUGGUUCCUGUGGGAGAGCUCCCAAGGCACAUGACAGUACAUGCCGAAAGAUAUUUGACAGGUAAAGUGGUACCUGGCUCUCGCAUAAUCGCUACCGGUAUCUACUCGACUUUUGCGCCGUCCAAAGGAAAAAGCACAGCUGGAGCGCCCGCCCUCAGGCAACCGUACCUACGCCUGCAGGGCAUCGAACUUGAUAGCUCAUUAUCAUCACCGGGGUCCAAGGCUUUUACACCAGAAGAAGAGGAAGAAUUUCAGCAGCUUGGAAGGAGUGAUAAUCUUUACGAGAGGUUUGCGAGCAGUGUCGCGCCGUCCAUCUAUGGCAAUCUUGAUAUCAAGAAAGCCGUCGUCAGUCUUCUUUUCGGAGGGAGCAAGAAGAUUCUACCGGACGGUGCGAGAUUGCGUGGUGACAUCAACGUGUUGCUCCUCGGAGAUCCCGGAACUGCCAAGUCACAGUUGCUCAAAUUUGUGGAGAAGGUCGCGCCGAUAUCCGUGUACACAUCUGGAAAAGGUUCAUCAGCAGCCGGUCUGACGGCCUCAGUGCAGCGGGACCCUGCCUCGCGCGAAUUUUACCUCGAAGGAGGUGCCAUGGUCCUUGCUGAUGGAGGUGUCGUCUGCAUUGACGAGUUUGAUAAAAUGAGGGACGAAGAUCGAGUAGCCAUCCACGAAGCCAUGGAACAACAGACCAUCUCUAUUGCCAAAGCGGGUAUCACGACCAUGCUCAAUAGUAGAACAUCAGUUCUUGCAGCUGCCAACCCUGUCUUUGGACGGUACGAUGACAUGAAGUCACCAGGCGAGAAUAUCGACUUCCAGACCACCAUUCUGAGUCGAUUCGACUUGAUCUGGCUUCUCAAAGACGAGCAUAAUGAGGCGAGGGAUAGGACGAUCGCCAAGCACGUCAUGAACAUUCACAUGAACAAGGAGAUUGACCAAGAGGUCGAAGGGGAGAUUGACAUUGAGCGGAUGAAGCGAUACAUCACUUAUGCCAAGUCACGCUGUGCGCCGAGGUUGACGCCUGAAGCUGCGGAGAUGCUCAGCAGUCAUUUCGUCUCGCUCCGAAAACAGGUGGCUCAAAUUGAACGGGACAAUGAUGAAAGGUCUUCCAUCCCCAUUACCGUCCGUCAACUCGAAGCCAUCAUCCGAGUCUCUGAAUCCAUUGCCAAAGUCUCGCUCUCACCAACCGUCUUACCGCAUCACGUUGAAGAAGCCAUUCGCCUGUUCAAGCAGUCUACGAUGCACGCUGUAGCUGCGGGAUCAGUAGACGGCAUGUCCAACUCUGAGCUCAGGGGUCAGAUGGAAUCCAUUGAAAAGGAGUUGAAGAGGCGUCUGCCGAUCGGAUGGAGUACUUCCUAUGCGAGUCUCACACGGGAGUUUGUCACUCAGCAAGGGUACUCUCAGCAUGCGUUGGAGAAAUGUCUGUACGUUUUGGAGAAGAGGGAAGUGGUGAGAUUCUCCGGACAACGAAAGGUCGUACAUCGUUCUGGAGUAUAACCAGGGUAAAUUCGCAUGUAAGGGUACUCGGGGACUAGAUGUAAUGCGUGAUGUAUCAAGAUAUGCAGAUA